Messenger RNA from Colias croceus (clouded yellow), 5354 nucleotides. RefSeq lists its product as uncharacterized. The transcript has 30 exons. The record is from RefSeq and is a predicted model, not a curated record. The coding region runs from base 122 to 5245 and encodes 1707 amino acids. Lineage: Eukaryota; Metazoa; Arthropoda; Insecta; Lepidoptera; Pieridae. Gene Ontology annotation, cellular component: membrane.
AUAAAUCAAUUUCCUAAUUUUAACUUAUAAACCAUAAUAAAGUUCAAAAAUGAAUUCGAUUGCGGAAAGAGAAGCAUUCCUAGAUAUAGUAUUUCGAAGAUUAUUUUAAUAAACAAUCAGAAUGGCAUAUUUCGCAUCACUUUGGAAAGCAAGGAUCAUAGAAAAGCACCGCCGAGAAUAUGAAAACGAAAAAAUUAAUUCAAUAUUUCAAUCAAAUACCAAGGUACCUAAAGAUUCUGGGCUGAAAUGGCGAUUAUACGGCUAUGAUACGAAACGACGCAUGUCUGGCCAAUUUAAAAAGAUGUUUCCAGAUGGUUCAAAGAUAUCGAACUUGUUGUUGUAUUUGAAAACAGAUCAAACGUUUCCUAAUUUCCUAUUGAAGAGUUUAAUAGGUUUCCUUGGCGGGAUCUUGCUCACAUAUCUUGGCUUCAUGUUCUUUGUGUUCCAAUUGUCAAUAUCGCUCGUGCAUGCUACCAUAAUGAGUUCUAUUAUUGGCGUCUUACUCACACUGGGACUGGCUUUCAGCUAUAGAAUUAGAUGUCUAGUGUUCCUUCUAAUACCGCAAUUCUUUUCACGCAUCGGAAGGUACACCCUUACGUGCUAUGCUUUGAUACUUAUUCUGACAGGACCAGCAACGAAUACCUUGAGGAAUUCAGAAGUGCUAACCGAAUCUAUGGCUUGCAGUCAGGAGCAAAUAAAAGCCAACGUGCGGCACCUGACUGAUUCCGCGAAAAGCCCCUACAACGCGAUCAAGGACAGCAUUCGUGUAAUGCUGGCUCAAAUCAACCGGGUCAACGAUAAAAUGGACGACAUUGUAAGGAAAAUCGAAGGCUUGGUGAUUAACAUCGCGGACAUAAUCCAAUCAUCAUACGCCUGGUUAAAUAAAACAGUCAAUACUUGCAAUCGAAAACUUGGAUCACCAUACCAACACUGUAUGCAUGCCCUAGCUAAAGGAAUACCAAAUUGUAUAUCUACAUUAGGACCAAAGUUUUCUUGGUUAUGUAAUGUGACCACGGUGGAAUCGGCAUGCGAAAUUGUGAGGAGUUAUAGAGAAAUGUGUCUAUUGGAUGAAUUCGCUAAAGGAUCUUUUGCGGCUACUAUAAAGAGAAAACUACGUGAAUUCACAACUCGUAUAAAGAGAAUGUUCUACGCCAGCAUACAAAUCCAUCACCGGUUCACAAUAAGCACUAAUGCUAGUCAGUCAGCCAGUCAAAUAGCGAAUGGUAUCAUAACUGAGAUACGGAACAGAGCUGAUCCGCUGUUGACUUGGUUGUCUUGGAGUUCGUGUGCCACUAGUUUGUUCUUGCUGCUUAUUAUUUUUAGGGCAAAAUAUUAUCAGCACAUGUACGAAACAAGAUCAAGAUUUGAUAAUUGCUACGUAACAAAGGAACUGUAUGAACUCGAUUGGAAAAGAUUUCAGGAAGGGAGGGACACUAUUCUGCCUCUAAACAGGAGAGAGAAAGCGAAGUAUAUCCCUACGACAUCAUUUCGUUUAGUAACUACAGAAAAGGUAUUUCUAUCCCGGUCAGCUGUAGUCAUGGCUAUCACGACGUUCAAAUUAAUGAUACACAUGGUAGCAGACUAUAGUUUAUAUUGGGUGUUAAUGACGAUACGUUACCAUGGCAGGUUCCAGAGUUUAAUACCACCUGGUCCUCCCGAUGCUGGCAUAAAAGUAACAGGAACAGGCUUCGGAGCAGAUUUGUUACGAUCUAUAUUCAAUAUAUUGACAGUGCCAUUGUAUUUGCCAGCAUCAUCUCCUAUAUCGUGCUUACCGAACCCACAUCCACCUGAUUUUCAACGUUAUUAUCAAAUAGGUGUACUGAUAAUACUUUUAUGGUUAUUCGCGUUAUUCGAACCGUACGGUCUGCGACUUCGCCACGUGAUCAUGGGACAUUAUCGCCCAGAGCGAGCAAAGGCUCGAGCCACUUGGCUAUAUAACCAUAUCUUGAGAACUAGGGGCAGUUUUAUGAAACUAGCAAGAAGGAAACUUCAUCGUGAAUAUAAAUAUAGCGGUGAAGAGAAUCUCACAUUUCGACACUGGGUGGAUUCUCAUAUACCGUGUUACUUUUUGCGUCGUUUAUUGGGAACGUUGCCGAAAGAACCGCACUGCCUGCUUUGCGACACUAUAGACCUGUUGAGAGAUCCCGACACAAGAUUGAUCAGAUGCGAAACACCAUCAUGCCCAGGCAUAUACUGUAGAUGUUGUUUCACCGAUAUCGGUGAAUUAUGCACAAUUUGCAUGUCUCCAGCCGAUUAUGGAGACCUUAGUGAUAUCAGUUUGGAAAAAGGGUCCACAGACGAUGAUAGUGAUAAUGAUAUCAAUGAAUGCAAAGCUGAUUCUAGUAAAGAUUAUCUAAAACUUAGCCUUCUCAAAUCAAAAAUUAAUUAUAGAAAAGAAAAAUGUGACUCAUAUUAUUCGAAAUCUAACAGAGAUGAAUAUUCAGAAAAGAUUUCCCUUCUUGAAUCGUUUGACGAUAAUUUAGAACUUAACGAAUAUGCAGGUUCAGAAGUUCAAAAUUCUGAUUUUAAGAAUAAUUACGACGUAUAUGGAGCUAAAACUCAUCAUGUACGUAAUAUGAAGAAUAAAACAAAACAUGGAAGAAACUAUGUAAAAUUUAAAUGCAUAAGAUUUAUAAUAAGAUAUUUCAAGAAGACAACACGAUAUAAGUUGAAAUUACCAAGAAUCAAAUCAAAAGCAAUGAAAAGAAAACGAAUUCAUGAAUGGAGAAAAAUAAAAAUGUCACAAUUUAACAAAAUUAUUUCAAAAUACCUUUCCAGAUCGGGGAACGUUAGACGCUGUAUUUGUCCCAAAAACAUAUGCCGUAAAGAAUAUUUUUGUUGUUUUCAUAUUGUUAUGUCAAAGAAAUCUAAACCAAAUAUGGAUUUUAAAGCACUGUUAAAUCGAAAAAGACGUGCUCGUAAAAAUAUUAUAGUGAAUAGAUGUGAAAUAAAUAAUCACCUGAAAUUAAACUGUACUUCAAAAAUGAUGAAUCCUAGUAAAUUAGCAGUGAAUUCUGCUGAUGAACCUAUUUUUUGUACGAGAACAGAUAACGAACUCAAUGCCACAGAAGAAAACGGAACAAAUGAUAAUAUUCAUAACGAAAAACCUGAUAAGAAACAAAACGAAAAUAAGGGUAAAAUGAAAAAUACACCAACUGAAGGUAUGCCCAAAACCGAAUCAAAAAAACGUAAUUGUGCUAAAACAGCUUUUAUAGCCUUUUCAACUUGUUUAUGUCUUAAAAAUAAAUUAACAUCAAGUGAAAGAAAGCUGAAUGAUAUGAAAAAUCACGAUCGUUCCUUUCAGAAGCAGAAAAAUAAUUUUAAACGAAGGAAAAAGAAAGAGAAAAUUGUAACGAAGUCGGAUGAAACCAUUAAAAUAAAAGCAGAUACUGAAAAUACUAGGAAUUAUAGAAUAACAGCGUAUUUACAAGAUCAAUGUUGGAAUAAAGGUAGUUGUAGAAAUAAGGAAUCAUUGGAAUUGUUGACGAAGGAAUGUGCGCUAGAUGACUUGGCAAAUUUGAGGAUGGCAGCGGCGAGAAAUAAAGCCAGAGAAGCAGAAAUACUGAAGAUUCUCGCAAAAAAAGAUUCGCUUAACAACAUAAAAGCAAAGAAAUGCAAUUGUCCCGAAACUCCCUGUAUUUGUGUACCCAAUCAAGGAACGUGUCACAAUAAGUGUCACAAGCCAGUGAAAAAAGAAAGAAGUUUUUUCAAAUGCAAUAAAGAUAAUAUAUUCCAUCAAAAGUGUAAACCCAAAGAUGUAUGUUGCAAAUACGUUCGUCACGCAAUCGACAUUGACCAAGCUGUGUCGGCGACGUUUCCAGAGGUUCAAAGUAAUGAGAUUAAAGUCCAUGAUUUUGAGGCUGGAAAACAUUGCAAUAAAACUACGGAACCGCAUAGAAGGCACGGAGUUUAUUGUCCAACUAGGAAGGAGUUUGGCAAAAUCGGAGACGGUUAUAAGCUUUACAAUUUUAUAAACGAGACUAAGAUUUGUGAAGAUCAGUACGUUCCGGUGAAUUACGAAGUAUCAUCAGGACAAACGAAUAAGACAAAGAAGCCCCUUGAUAAAAUUCCAGCAUUAAAAGCAAUGAAGAUAAAAGAUAUUAAAUUGGUUUUAUCAGAACGUUGCAUGCAUAUAAGGAUCAAGAAUCCUGCACCAAUGAUAAAAAAUCUCUACAAAGGUUUAACUAAGUCUCGUAAACACCCCAACGGUGUACAAUACACGAAAGACACUAUUUUCAAUAGAGCUUUUGGAGGCAAAUCGGUUUUUCCUAUUGUUCAAUCCAGUUCCUGUCAAUAUGUUGAUGAGACCAUAGUUCAAGAUCGUGGUACCCAAAUGCGACAGAAGUCCGAUGCUAUUUCACCCAAGGUGUAUUGUGAUGCUGCAGUUGAAGUUGUCAGGCAAACCUGCACUUGUGCUACGCAAUGUAGAAAUAUAAAUUGUGUAGAAAAAGGAUGCUCUACAGAUGCAAAGAUGAAAAUAUCGGAACACGCUGCAGAUAAAAGACCACAUAACGUUACGAAUGAGCAAGAAAUGUCUUCUGAUUACUCAACAUCUAAUUUUGAAAGCUCUAGCACAUCGAACGCAUUCACACAUAGUGACGAUACAAAAACAGACACUACUAUUUGCAGUAGAGUGGCUGUUGAUUUAAUCGAAGAAACACCAGUUAGGGCCAAAAUCAAUAAACACGUUAAGAAAAUUAAAGUUAACGUAACAACUAAAACUAAUCAAGGAACAACGACGGAUUUUGCUAAGUUUCGAGAUGUUAGUACUAUAACAGACGAUUGGUGGAGUCCGAUAGUUGAACGGAAAACUAUAAAACGUAUUAAAUAUGAACCGGUCAAUAAGUGCAAGUUAAUGCAUGAUAAAUGUAUAUCUACGGAUAGACACAGAAUUGUUAAGUUUUUGAGUCGUGCGCAAAUUAUACCGAGAGAAGAUAUUUUAUCUCCUUCGCGGUAUCUUUUAGAGUCUCAAAAAUAUUACAAUGAAUUAUUUACUUCGAAACUAUUUGCGCCACAUUUAUUCCCUGUUCUUGUAGCGACGAAGGAAAAGGACAAAGCACACUUGAAAAGUCGUUACAACCACCUUCGCAAAAAUAGAAAAACGAAGAGACUAGAAGACUACAGUUCACCGCGUUCAAAGGGCUCGAAUAUAUUUACUGAUAAAAUAUGCAAUGAGAAGAGUAUAAAGAAAUGUCAAAAAUGUCUUACAAGAGAAAAUUGUAGGAGGCUGGAUGAGAAAUCUUGAAGAAUAUUUGAUAAUGAAAUGUUCAAAAUGUACGUUGCGUGAUAUUUGGAGAGCUGUAAAUUUUUGUCUAUGUUUUUGUUUGUAUUUUUUAAAUAAAUUUAAUUUUAUA